Lactuca saligna is the source of this 1393-nucleotide messenger RNA. The record is from the annotation of a GenBank genome assembly. Lineage: Eukaryota; Viridiplantae; Streptophyta; Magnoliopsida; Asterales; Asteraceae.
CACUUUUGGAUGAAAGAGAAUGGAGGUAACGGGUUAGCCAAACCCAAGACGUUCCACCCAAAAAAAAACACAAUACCAUCCACCAUGUGAUCGUGAUCUGGAUCAUACCGUCGGUACCUUCUUCAAACCCCCCUCCGCCCGCCCGACUCUAGAUAUGACCAUACGUGGGAAUUAAAAAAAAUUUAAAAGGAAGAAGCGGGUCGGCCAGACCAACGUCGUCUAAAUAGCUAAUAGCGACGUGUCGGCACAUGCGGUAAACUUUUAAAACAUGGAAAUCGAGGGCAAAAGUGGCUCCAAAAUCCGGCUCGAAGAAGGCUCUGAAACCUUCGAUUUCGGAAGAGAAUUGGGGUUUAUUUCCAGUGAUCGAGCAAUUUCUCGUCACCAUAUUUCUUUCAAACUCCACGAAGAUCGAACCAGGGUUUAUUUCGAAGUUAAAGGGAAAAACCCCGUCUGGGUACGCGACCGUAGAAACGAUGAAAUUAGGGUUUACAAACGUUCGGAAGGAGGUGAAAUUAAGAAUGGAGAUUCGUUUUGUGUGGCUUCGAAGAAUCCUGUUUGGUUUAACGUGAAGAGAAUCGCAAGCGAAAACGAAGACGAUAGUGAAUCGAAGAGCGAACUCAGUCUUGACGAAGCAUUCGCAGAGACUUCGGGGAUUGAAUACGAUGAAGUCGAGACCGGUGAUAUUUCACAUAUCGAUCCUGUUAAAGAGUUUGGUUUUGUUGUUGUGGGACAUGAAUUUGAUCGCUACCCAAUGAAAAUGCUCAGCGAUAUAAGUAAUUGGGAUUGGUUUCUUGAAGAACCUAAACAAGAGAGCGAUGAAGAGGAAGUUAAUGUGAGAAAAAGGAAGAAGAGUACAAGAAAAAGGAGAAAGAAGAGUGGAGAGGAUGACGAUGAUGAAGUGUGGACGGGUGAGAGUGAAGAAGAUGCUGAAAUUAUCAAGAAAAUGAAAAAUGCCCCAAAACCCAAGUACUCAACUAGAUCAAAGGAGCAAAAGCAAGACAAGAAGGGUGCAACUUUCCACUCCACCUCCGGCAUUCCCAUUCCCAUCGCUGUUGAAGUUUCAAAGCUCGGUGAAUUUGCCACAAAGCGAGGCCAAAACUUUUAUCGUCGGAGGCGUUUUUUUUAUCCAUGCGGGCUUCCUUCUUUCAGAUUCUUUCUCCCUGAAGAUAUGACGUCAGAUUUCUUCAACGAAGUAGCCCUUGAUUAACUGAUGUUCGAUCGGGGAGAAAUCCAUAUGACAAGUUUUAUUUGUACACUUGGAUCUAGCUUCAAUAACUGGAUUCUAAUGCUUCUCUUUGAUAUUUUCGCGCUCCACUAUUCAGACUUGUUGUAUUUCCCUUGUAAAUGGAGUAAUAGACUGAUCUUUAUACUUAAGGGUGUUAGGGUUCAAAUU